GUGCCUCUCUCCUCUGCCCAGGGGCCCAGCGAGGUCCCCGGCCUGUUGCUAAUGCCGUGCAGAGUACCGACUGCCCAGGAUCACCCGGCCUGCCCACAGUCCAGCAGCUAAAGGGUGACAGCCAUGUCGGUGAGGGUGCGGUUCCUGUCCUCUGGGGAUGCAGGGGCCGUGGGGGUCAUGGGCCGGAGUGCCUCCUUCGCGGGCUUCAGCAGUGCCCAGAGCCGGAGGAUCACAAAGUCCACCCACAGGAACUCAGUGAGGCCUCGAAUGCCUGCGAAAUCCUCCAAGAUGUAUGGCACACUGGGAAAGGGGUCUGUCUGCUCGGACCCCAAGCCACAGCAAGUGAAAAAGAUCUUCGAAGCACUGAAGAGAGGUCUCAAGGAGUAUCUGUGCAUCCAGCAGGCUGAGCUGGACUACCUGUCAGGACGCCACAAGGACACCCGCAGGAAUUCCAGGCUGGCUUUCUACUACGACCUGGACAAGCAAACACGCUCUGUGGAAAGGCAUAUUCGGAAGAUGGAGUUUCACAUCAGCAAGGUGGACGAGCUCUACGAAGGCUACUGCAUCCAGUGCCGCCUGCGCGAUGGCGCGUCCAACAUGCAGCGGGCCUUCUCCAGGUGCCCGCCGAGCCGCGCCUCCCGAGAGAGCCUGCAAGAGCUGGGCCGCAGCCUGCAGGAGUGCACCGAGGACAUGUGGCUCAUUGAGGGGGCCCUGGAGGUUCACCUGGGCGAGUUCCACGUCAGGAUGAAAGGCUUGGUGGGCUACGCACGCCUCUGUCCCGGAGACCAGUAUGAGGUGCUCCUGCGCCUGGGCCGCCAGCGCUGGAAGCUGAGGGGGCGGAUCGAGUCUGACGACAGCCAGACCUGGGACGAGGAGGAGAAGGCCUUCAUCCCCACCUUGCAUGAGAACUUUGAGAUCAAGGUGACAGAGCUUCGGGGCCUGAGCUCGCUGGCGGUCGGCGCAGUGACUUGUGACAUCGCCGACUUCUUCACCACCCGGCCGCAGGUCAUCGUGGUGGACAUCACAGAGCUGGGCACCAUCAAGUUACAGCUGGAGGUGCUGUGGAACCCAUUUGAUACCGAGAGCUUCCUGGUGUCGCCCAGCCCCGCAGGCAAGUUCUCCAUGGGCAGCAGGAAGGGCUCUUUGUACAGUUGGACACCCCCGAGCACCCCCAGCUUCCGGGAGAGAUACUACCUGUCUGUCCUGCAGCAGCCAGCACAGCAGGCCUUGCUGCUGGACAGGCCAAGGGCCACCUCCAUCCUCAGCUGCCUAUCCGACAGUGACCUUCAGGGCCCUGGCGUGCGGAGUCGGAGUCAGGAGCUGCCUGAGAUGGACUCCUUCAGCUCCGAGGACCCCCGAGACACUGAGACCAGCACAUCGGCGUCCACCUCAGACGUGGGCUUUCUGCCCUUGGCCGUCGGCCCGAACACCUCCAUUGAGGAAGAGGCCCAGGAGGACCCCCCACCCUUGGGUCUCCUGCCAGAGAUGUUCCACCUGGUGGGAGGCUCAUUUGUGGAGCAGCCUGGCUGGAGAAAUUUGGGAGUAGAAAGUCCCGACCUGCCACGGGGCUCCCCCUUCAACAACCACAGGGUCCCGGGGAGUCAGGAAGGCCAUGUUGAAGGAGACACCCAGGAUGGAGUGGACGGGCUCAGGGUGCCCCUUGAGAGGCCCCUGCAGGAGGUCCUGGAUUUACUGAGGUCCACGGACCCUGCCCCACCCCAGCUCCGGGAGCUGGAGUACCAGGUCCUCAGCUUCAGGGACCGGCUGAAGCCCCACGGAGCCCGCCUAGAGCAUGCCUCUGCAGAGAGCCUGAUGGAAUGCAUCCUGCAGAGCUUCUCCUUCCUCAACGCUCACAUGGCCCCGCAUGAGCUGGCCCUGUUUGGGGGCUCCCAGGGCCCCCGAAAGGACAGGACCCCACCUCCACCACCGUCACUGAAAGUGUCCACCAGGGAACUCACAGCUGGUGCCCCAGAGCUAGACAUAUUGCUCACGGUUCACCUCCAAAUCUGCAAAGCACUGCUGCAGAAACUGGACUCUCCUAACUUGUCGAGGAUGGUCCAGGAGUGCCUUCUGGAAGAAGCUGCACAGCAAAAGCAGGUUCUGGAGAUGCUUUCUGUGCUCGAUGCUGAGAAGGUCAGCAAGGCGACAUCCAUUGAAGAGAUCAUCCCGCAGGCCACGCGGAGGAAGGGCUGCCUGAGGCUGUGGAGGGGCUGCACGGAGCCCGGUGCGGUCCUGUCCUGCCCUGGUGCAGUGCUGCUGGACCAGCUCAAGAAGAUGUUCCUGCACAGAGUCCGAGGGAAGUACCCGGGACAACUGGAAAUAGUGUGCCGCAGGCUCCUGGAGCAGGUGGUCAGCUGCGGCGGGCUGCUGCCUGGAGCCGGGAUCCCCGAAGAACAGACUGUCACCUGGUUCCAGUUUCACAGCUACCUGCGGAGGCAGAGUGUCUCUGACCUGGAGAAGCACUUUGCCCAGCUCACCAAGGAAGUAACACUUGCUGAGGAACUGCAGGGCGUGGGCCAGGCCAAGACGGUCAGGAAGCUGCAGGGCAAGCGGCUGGGCCAGCUCCAGCCCCUGCCUCAGACGUUGAGGGCCUGGGCGUUGCUCCAGCUGGAUGGCACCCCACGGGUGUCCAGGGCGGCCAGCACUCGCCUGGCCAGCGCAGCCAGGAACAAGAGCUUUCGGGAGAAGGCUUUGCUCUUCUACACCAAUGCCCUGACCGAGAAUGACGCAAAACUCCAGCAAGCGGCAUGCAUGGCGCUGAAACAUCUCAGGGGCAUCGAAAGCAUUGACCAGAUCGCCAGCCUGUGCCAGUCCGACCUGGAGGCUGUGCGAGCGGCAGCCCGGGAAACCACGCUGUCAUUUGGUGAAAAAGGACGCUUAGCUUUUGAGAAGAUGGACAAACUCUGCUCAGAACAAAGAGAAGGCGGCUUUGGCCAGGAGGCAGAUGUUGAAAUCACAGUAUUUUAAAAAGCCUCAGCUGAUGAGCUCAAAUCUGGCAUCUUUGGUCUUGCUGCUGCCCAGCCUUGAUCCAGGGAGAGCUGUGGGUGGGGUCCGCGGUGUUCUCCCCUGGAAGCGUGAGCUGGCCAGAGCUGCUCCCCCAGUCUCUGGGCCCGUAAAGAAGCCCCAAGGCACAAGUGAGACUCCUGUGCAGGAGCAGGACACAGGGAGGCAUGGUGCUGUGAGGGCUGCACUUCAAUCAAUCAGCCUUCAGCUCUGAGAAUCUGACCUUCCCCAGAAUGCAGAGCUGGGUCAGUGCCAGCCAGCCAUGCCACAAAGGGGCCUAGGCCAGGUGGGUUGAGGCCUGGCAUAAGCAGGUUGGCUGGCUCAGCACUUCUAGACUGGGACGGAGGAGGCAAGCAGGCCGACUGACCCUGCUGUGGCGUGUGUGGGUCGAAUCACAGCAGCAGCAGCAGCGUGAUGUCACUGUGGCAAGCUGGGGAAGGUCGGAGGGCAGUCAGGGGUUCCACGAUUCACUCCUGUGACCCAAGCUGCAGCCCAAAUGCCACAAGUGGAGCUGGGUGGCGGCCUGCUGACCGUGGAAUUCAUUUUCACUGUGGUUCAGAAGCAUCAAGGAAACAAGAACAUGCCAUCAGCCAAGAAGCCUUGAAUGUCAUGUCAGUAAAAGCACUAAUCAAAGUGGAAUCCAAUUUUUGAAGUAGGUCAACUUAGGGCUUAUUGAAUUGCUUCAGAAGCCAUAAGCUGGUUUGAAGAAAGAUUUCACCGAAGAUCACGCUUAAAGAAAGAAAAUUAGUUUCCUAUUUAAGUCUAUUAAACAAAUGUGGAGAUACUCUGGGGCGUGAAUCUGUCAGCAUUGGCGUUGGAAAUCUCUGUCACUUAAACACGCCCACUUACGUUUCUUGUAUGUAUUUUGUGCUUUUUGGUUUAACAGUAUUUAUUUGCCUUGUCCA
Phacochoerus africanus (Common warthog) is the source of this 3908-nucleotide messenger RNA. It is a transcript of the gene RIPOR3, whose product is annotated as RIPOR family member 3. The record is from RefSeq and is a predicted model, not a curated record. The transcript has 22 exons. NCBI's taxonomy places the organism in Eukaryota, Metazoa, Chordata, Mammalia, Artiodactyla, Suidae. The coding region runs from base 124 to 2967 and encodes 947 amino acids.